CGCGUGGGUGAUGUUGUUUGAUUGUGGACGUUGCGACAACCGCUCGUGCUGUCUACUUUGCUUUCGACUGCAGCAUGCGCAUCGUCGACAUCGCCCUCCUGGCCAUCGCCGGCCUCGUCGCCGGCCAAAGCGAUGAUGCGACGCUCCCGGCCUGCGACGCCAGCGUCAGGGUCACUUACACGACCAAGUACAAGCCCUUCUUCGAAGCGUGCAGCAACGUGACGGGCGGCAUCGACACUAUGCUCUCCAGCCCUUUGUACUGCAAGACGCCGGCGUGUAUCUCGGCCAUGGAAGUCGCGCACAGCGUUCUGUCGACGUGCACACCAGCAGCGGGCAGCAACGUAUACUUCACGCCUGGGAAGCAUUGCGCGCCCGAAUGCGUCAACAAGGCGACGCAGAUCCGGACCAUUCGCUCGCAGUGCCUCUCGACGAAACCGGGGGAACUCGGUCUUUGCUACCAGUGCAAGAACUAUGCCAUCGAGGUCAAGGCCUUCCGCGCGAUUUGCGAGGUCAUGGACACGGUCGAGGCGCUGCGCAACGAUGCCAACAUCACAGCCGCCUCUGCCGUCUGCUUUACUCCACCACCGACGACGCUUCCGCCCUCGAGCGACAGCAACAGCACAACGUACGUCAUAAUUGGGUGCGUUGUCGGCAUUCUCUUGGUCGCUGCUGUCCUCUUUGUGUGCUUGCGCAAGAAGACGCCCAAGGGGGACGUGUACACGAGCGCUGGCAACACGACCAACGGGUCCGGGAACCUUCACUCGAUGCGCCUCCGGUCGGGCGAGACGACCAACCAAACGGGUAACACGCGGGUCGCCAACGACAUUCGCUUCGACGCCGAGCUCUCGCAGUUCCGCAUUCCGCAGCAGGAGAUCCAAAACAUCUCGCUUCUCAACAAGGCAGGCUACCAGUAG
Messenger RNA from Saprolegnia diclina VS20, 914 nucleotides. RefSeq lists its product as hypothetical. Lineage: Eukaryota; Oomycota; Saprolegniomycetes; Saprolegniales; Saprolegniaceae. The coding region runs from base 75 to 914 and encodes 279 amino acids. The record is from RefSeq and is a predicted model, not a curated record. The transcript is spliced from 2 exons.